CUGUUGAUGACAACUCUGCUAAAAAAUUGCAAGAAAACGUAAACAAUCACUCGGCAUAGAGCUAAAAGCUGUAAUAAAUUUAAUGAAACUAUACAAAGUGUUUCUAGAAAAUUGGACACGGGACGAAACAAUUUCUCUACAACAAUUGAUGUUUAUCGAUGAAACAAUGAUGGUUAAAAGGACACCUUAGUACAUGAAGGCAAGAUGCUUUAUAAUUGCGACAUUUGUACGAAAAAGUUUUCAUUGAAAACCGCCCUGAUCAAGCAUAUGAUCGCGCACACUGGUAACAACCUGUACAAUUGUGAUGUGUGCGGCAAAGAACUAUCAUCGAAGCACCGAUUGAAGCAUCAUAAAACGAUUCACACCGGUGAACGUCCGUACAAGUGCACUGUAUGCGAAAAGGAUUUUGCCAUUAAAGAGUAUCUAUCCAAACAUAUGGCUACUCACAGAAAAGAUUACAGGAAGAGGUGCAACGUAUGUGACAAAAGCUUUAAUCAUAGUGCAAGCCUCACAAAGCACAAACGUAUUCAUACAGACGAGAAGUUUAAAUGCGCACUAUGUGAAAAGGAGUUUCCCACUACGAAUUACCUAGAUCAACACAUGCUUAUGCAUACGGGAGAUUACAAGCAUAAGUGUGACGUGUGCGGCAAAGAGUUCAGGUCUAAUCAACUAUUUAAAGACCACAAACAUAUUCACACCGGAGAGCGUCCGUACAAGUGCAUUGAAUGCGACAAGGUUUUUGCCAUUAAGACUUCCCUGUUCAGACAUCUAGCUAUUCACAAAAAUGAGUACACAUAUAAGUGCGAAGUGUGUGGCAAAAGCUUUAAUCAUAGAGCAUACCUCUCGAAACAUAUUCGUAUUCAUUCGGAUGAGCAGUAUGAAUGCACCAUAUGCGGAACAAAUUUUCCCACCAAGUAUUUUCUCGAUAAGCAUAUGCAUUUUCACAUGGGUUAUUACGAACAUAACUGCGAUGUGUGCGGCAAAGGUUUUCUAACCAGAACGCUUCUGAAGAACCACGAAUACAGUCAUAAUGUUGAACGGUCUUAUAAAUGCACUAUAUGCGGAAAAGAUUUUUCUGGUAGAAUAAAUCUUACUCGACACAUGCAGCUUCACAAAAGCGAGCGACUGUACAAAUGUACCGUAUGUGGAAAAGAUUUCGCCAAUAGUUCUUAUUUGGCCAGACACAUGCGUAUUCACACGGAUGACUAUAGACAUGAGUGUGAUGUGUGUGGCAAAGGAUUCAUGACCAGAUCACUCUUGAAAGACCACCAGCACAAUCAUACAGGCGAGCGACCAUACAAAUGCACCGUAUGUGGAAAAGAUUUUCACGCCAAACUGAAUCUUGCUCAACACAUGCAACUUCACACAAACGAGAGACCGUACAAAUGCACCACAUGCGGAAAAGAGUUUGCUGUUAGGGCUUAUCUAUCCAAGCACAUGUCUAUUCAUGAAAGUGUGAUGAGUGUGGCAAAGUGUCCAUAGCUAAAUCUUGCUUCCCAAACGAAACGAUCAUUCAACUCAGGGAAACGGUUGGCACGUGCAAAUCUUAAUCUUUCUCUGUUCAAUGCACACAUGGAAUAACUUGAUUGGUGGAGACGGAAUUACAAACCAAUGAACUGCUGGUACAACGACCCGUCCCAGUGUCAACUUACUGCGUCAAUCGAAUCUUGUUGCAAACGAAAACGUCCGAAUGCUGGAUCUAAGGUUCUCGAACAGAGCAGAUGUUACACCCAUUAUUAGUGCCUCGCCGUUUCUAAACCGUUGAUCAAAUCUGUUCGGCUAUUGUGCUAGAAAAAAUAUCUAAAUCUAAGGUUUUGAAAUGGAAUAAACCAUGUUAUUUGGAAUCUGAU
Malaya genurostris is the source of this 1850-nucleotide messenger RNA. Its product is annotated as zinc finger protein 93-like. Gene Ontology annotation, molecular function: RNA polymerase II cis-regulatory region sequence-specific DNA binding; DNA-binding transcription factor activity. Gene Ontology annotation, biological process: regulation of transcription by RNA polymerase II. NCBI's taxonomy places the organism in Eukaryota, Metazoa, Arthropoda, Insecta, Diptera, Culicidae. Bases 205 to 1482 code for a protein of 425 amino acids. The transcript is spliced from 2 exons. The record is from RefSeq and is a predicted model, not a curated record.